AUGUUCCUCCACAGCUUGCCACGAACCGCCCGUGUGGCGCUCAAACGCAGCGUGGGAAUAGCCAGAACCUUAAACAGUGUACUGGCCCUUUCCCGGCCGUUUUCGACCACUUUUUCACCCCAAAACGAGCUAAAGACGAUUCCCAAAACAUACGAAGAAGAAAAGCUCGUAAUCGACGAAAUCAACAAGAAACUCCCUGAAAAAGAUCUCGCCAGCUCCGCCCGCCUCAGAAAUAUCGGGAUCUCGGCGCACAUCGACUCAGGCAAGACAACCUUCACGGAAAGAGUGCUUUUCUACACCGGCCGUAUUAAGGCCAUCCACGAAGUCAGAGGAAGGGACGCUGUGGGCGCCAAAAUGGACCACAUGGACUUGGAACGUGAGAAAGGUAUCACCAUUCAAUCUGCAGCCACUUACUGUUCCUGGGACAAGGACGACAAGGCGUACCACUUCAAUUUGAUCGAUACGCCUGGCCAUAUUGACUUUACCAUUGAGGUGGAGCGUGCCUUGCGUGUUUUGGACGGUGCUGUGCUUGUGGUUUGCGCUGUGAGUGGCGUCCAGUCACAGACGGUGACCGUGGAUAGACAAAUGAGACGGUACAAUGUUCCCAGAGUGACAUUUAUCAAUAAAAUGGACAGAAUGGGUGCUAAUCCGUGGAGAGCGAUUGAACAAAUCAAUGCUAAAUUGAAGACGCCUGCUGCGGCGAUCCAGGUGCCUAUUGGCGCUGAAGAGAACUUAAAAGGUGCUGUGAACAUUAUCGACAGAGUUGCACUCUACUACGAGGGUUCCCAAGGUGAACUUGUACGCACAGCCGAAGUUCCAGAAGACUUGCAAGAGCUCGUGGAAGAAAAGCGUGCUGUUUUGAUUGAAACGUUGGCCGACGUGGACGAGGAAAUCGCCGAUCUUUACUUGGAAGGCGAGGAACCGUCCGUAGACCAAAUUAAGCAAGCUAUAAGAAGAGCUACGAUUGCCAGAAAAUUCACCCCAGUGCUUAUGGGCUCUGCGUUGGCUAACAAGGGCGUGCAGAGCGUUUUGGACGCUGUGGUGGACUAUUUACCACAGCCAAACGAGGUCUUGAAUACUGGUUUGGAGCUUAUUGAGAAGGAAGAGAAACCCAUCAACUUGGUGCCUUCUUCGGCUGAAGAUUUCGUUGGUUUGGCGUUUAAACUUGAAGAGGGAAGGUACGGCCAGCUCACCUACAUCCGUGUGUACCAGGGAAAGCUCAAAAAAGGCGGUUUCAUCAACCACCUCAAGUCUGGAAAGAAGGUCAAGGUUUCACGUUUGGUCAGAAUGCACUCCAACGAUAUGGAGGACGUGGACGAGGUUGGCGCUGGCGAAAUCUGUGCUACUUUCGGUGUGGAUUGUGCUUCUGGCGAUACGUUUAUUAGUCAGAACUCAGAUCGUCAUAUCACCAUGAGUUCUAUGUUUGUGCCAGAAGCUGUUAUAUCUCUUUCGUUGACGCCUAAAGGGAAAGAAACCACGCAGUUCUCCAAGGCCAUCAACAGGUUCCAAAAGGAGGAUCCUACGUUUAGGGUCCAUUUUGAUUCAGACUCUAAAGAAACGAUUAUUUCUGGAAUGGGCGAGCUCCACCUUGAAAUCUACGUGGAAAGAAUGAGAAGAGAAUAUGGCGUUGACUGUAUCACUGGAAAGCCCCAGGUCACUUACAGAGAAACCAUUACAGCCCCCAUGAACUACGACUACACCCACAAAAAGCAGUCUGGAGGUGCUGGCCAGUACGGACGUAUUAUGGGCGAAAUGAAGCCUUUGGGCGAGAAGAACGAGUUGACUCACCACGUUGUGGGUGGAAAAAUCUCCGAAAAGUACCUUGCUGCUUGUGUUAAGGCCUUUGACGACUGUUUAGAGAAGGGUCCUUUGAUUGGACACAGAGUGAUGGGCGUGGGAAUGCACAUCAACGAUGGACAGAUCCAUAUUGUGGAUUCUUCUGAGUUGGCGUUCCGUUUGGCUACGUAUGGAGCGUUUAAGCAGACCUUCCUUCAGUGUAAACCAGUGAUUAUGGAGCCUAUCAUGUCUGUGGAGAUCACAGCGCCUCUUGAAGCACAAGGAGCAGUUGCUGGGCUUGUGAAUAAAUUGGGAGGACUUAUUAUCGAUACGGGAAAUACGUCAGAUGAAGUUACCAUGACUGCUGAGUGUUCUUUGCAUCUGAUGUUUGGUUUUUCGUCGUCGUUGAGAGCUAUGACUCAGGGUAAGGGAGAGUUUACGAUGGAGUUUUUGAAGUAUGCUCAGACGUCGGCUCAUUUGCAGAAGGAGUUGAUUGCGCAGGCGGAGAAGGAGAGGCAGAAGAAGAAGUAA
This is a messenger RNA of Candidozyma haemuli, 2307 nucleotides long. RefSeq lists its product as uncharacterized. Gene Ontology annotation, cellular component: mitochondrion. The coding region runs from base 1 to 2307 and encodes 768 amino acids. The record is from RefSeq and is a predicted model, not a curated record. NCBI's taxonomy places the organism in Eukaryota, Fungi, Ascomycota, Pichiomycetes, Serinales, Metschnikowiaceae. Gene Ontology annotation, biological process: mitochondrial translational elongation. The transcript has a single exon. Gene Ontology annotation, molecular function: translation elongation factor activity; GTP binding; GTPase activity.